Amphiprion ocellaris (clown anemonefish) is the source of this 1360-nucleotide messenger RNA. RefSeq names its product GLI pathogenesis-related 2, like (gene glipr2l). Gene Ontology annotation, cellular component: extracellular region. Lineage: Eukaryota; Metazoa; Chordata; Actinopteri; Pomacentridae. The record is from RefSeq and is a predicted model, not a curated record. The transcript has 5 exons. The coding region runs from base 346 to 816 and encodes 156 amino acids.
GUAGGAAGACACAGUGAGGGUGUGUGCAGCCCUGAGCCACAAAGAUAGAAGCAGAUAGGAAGGGUGUGUGGCUGCGACAGACACAGGUCGGUCAAAUGAACUGAAACCAAACUGGAGGAAGAAGCAUGUUGUGCAACAGUAAUUGCAUCCAGAUAAACAGCUGAAGGGGAACUUCACACUAUUUCUGUGAGCUGGAGGUGGAAUGAGAAAGUAAAAGGUCUGAAAUAAACACUGUUUGAGUGUGAGACAGGCAGUGCUGAAGGAAAGAGAGGGAGGAGAAGAGGCUGUUUUCACUCUGUGCUGAGCUUGUUACUGAUCUGACUGAAAGUUUCCUGUGUCAGCACCAUGGGAAAAUCAGCCUCAAAGCAGUUUUCCGAGGAGGUGCUGCGCUGCCAUAACGAGUACAGGAAGAAGCACCAGGCUCCUCCACUGAAGCUGAGCAGCAAGUUGAGCAGAGAGGCCGCCCGUUAUGCUGAAAGUCUGGCCAGCACACGAAUCCUGAAACACAGUGUGGAGUCCAGCAGAGGGAGCUGUGGAGAGAACCUAGCGUGGGCCUCCUACGACCAAACAGGGAAGGAUGUGGCCGACCGCUGGUAUGAUGAAGUGAAACAGUACAAAUUCAACCGUCCUGGAUUCUCAUCCGGCACUGGCCAUUUCACAGCGAUGGUGUGGAAGAGCAGUAAAGAGCUGGGGGUCGGUAAGGCCAUCGCUUCUGAUGGUUCCUCCUUUGUGGUGGCCAGAUACUCCCCAGCUGGGAACAUCACCAACCAGGGACACUUUGAGAAUAAUGUCCUCCCGCCUAAAAGCACCUCCUAGAGAGGUAUGGAGCCCUUGACUCAUGGCCAAAGGCAUUUAUUUUAUCCUCCGGGAGAGAAGUUGUCCGCCUGCACUGCUAGACACUGGAGAAUACUCAGGAGAGCACCACUUCUUGCCAUGUAGAGAACCAUACUGUUACCCUGUGCUGGUUUGUAAGAAUGAAAAGCACUCAGGCUUUAUGUUUGCAGUUUGAAAAGGGGGCCUGUGUUUGAUUCAGUGUUUAAAAUAAAGAAUUGCUGAUCUUUGACAUCGCUAACAAAACAUUUCCAGUAUUUCCUUCAUUAAUGCCAACAGCUUUUCUGUAAUUUCACACACUGAAAUACAAGAUUCCUUCACAUCUGUUUUCUUGUAAGAGUGGGAGCUAAUUCCGUUAAAUGGACAGAUGAUACACAUUAACACAUAGUCAUUGCUUUUUGUUUGAAGCCGAUGACUCAACAUGCUCGGUAUGUUCGAGUUUUUUCCAGUCCCAUGUCUACGUCUUGUACUCUAAUCAGUUUUGUACAAUAAAGUUGAUGGAUUGACAGAAAUGCAUUUGGCAUCUGUC